UCUCCAUGGUAUUUACGAAGCCUUACUGUAUCGUUAAAUCAAAAUCCAUUUAUUUUUAGUUUUACUACAAUAAUUUGUCUUGUGUUAAAAUAAAAAUUAUUUAUAAUUUAUAAAAAAAAAGUAACAUAUAUCAAUUGUAAAAAAAAUCUCUGGGACAAUGGAAGAAUUACAAAAAAAAUUGCAAAAUGAAGUAGAAGUUUAUAAACAAAUUCAACGAGAUUAUCACAAGGCAUUGAUAAAUCGUCAACAACUUGAUGGUCAACUAAACGAAACAACAACUGUAAAAGAUGAAUUGUAUUUGCUGAAAUCUAGUAAUGAAGUAUUUAAAUUAAUCGGACCAGUAUUGAUAAAACAAGAUUUGGAUGAAGCCAAACAAAACGUGAAUAAACGUAUUGAAUUCAUUACUAAUGAAUUAAAACGAGUAGACACCUUAAUCAAUGAUUUAGACGCUAAACAAGAAAGUCAACGUGAAAGUCUUGAUAAAUUGCAACAAAUGUUCCAAAUGGCUCAACAAAAAGCUGCUGUAAAAGCCUAAAAAAAAAAAAAAAAAAAAAAAAAAAACAAACCAUGUGUUUUUGAAUUAAGAAAAAGUCAUUCAGUUGUCUAUCAAAAAUCUCAUUCAUGAUAUACAUGUUUUUACUAUUUUCGUUUAAACUAAAUAAAUAAUUAUUCUGAAAAUUA
Cotesia glomerata is the source of this 681-nucleotide messenger RNA. RefSeq names its product prefoldin subunit 6 (gene Pfdn6). The transcript is spliced from 3 exons. Gene Ontology annotation, cellular component: prefoldin complex; cytoplasm. The coding region runs from base 158 to 535 and encodes 125 amino acids. Gene Ontology annotation, molecular function: protein-folding chaperone binding. Lineage: Eukaryota; Metazoa; Arthropoda; Insecta; Hymenoptera; Braconidae. The record is from RefSeq and is a predicted model, not a curated record. Gene Ontology annotation, biological process: protein folding; chaperone-mediated protein complex assembly.